This is a messenger RNA of Strongylocentrotus purpuratus (purple sea urchin), 1069 nucleotides long. Its product is annotated as adhesion G-protein coupled receptor G2-like. Gene Ontology annotation, cellular component: membrane. NCBI's taxonomy places the organism in Eukaryota, Metazoa, Echinodermata, Echinoidea, Camarodonta, Strongylocentrotidae. Gene Ontology annotation, biological process: G protein-coupled receptor signaling pathway; cell surface receptor signaling pathway. The coding region runs from base 77 to 1069 and encodes 330 amino acids. Gene Ontology annotation, molecular function: G protein-coupled receptor activity. The transcript is spliced from 7 exons. The record is from RefSeq and is a predicted model, not a curated record.
UUCAAUACUUUUUAUUCAAGCUUUUUGCCAGAAUAUCUCAUGGAUAUCUCCUCGGUUUGAAAAAGUCCAAUUCCCGAUGGGUGAGAACGGAAAAUGGGCAAAUUCAACAGGAAUGUGUCCAUUCAACACUACUCAAGCCAAUGAACCUAUUGGACGGGCUCUGUGUAUCGGCGAUGGUAUUACCAAGAGCCAGUGGCAGCCAGUGGAUAAUUGCGGACCAUUUAGAAAUGUCAAAGACAUUCUCACCGAAAUUGCAAAGGUAAUCGUAGGUGAAAAAAACGCAGGUAAAGUGAGCAAGCAAGUAUCAUCUGUAACUUCCAACAUCGAAGAUAUCACAUCAAAUGACAUCAAACUUGUGGCAGAGAUAACAUCUAACAUUGUGCAGCAAAAUCUGACUAGUGAAGAGGUAACAGAGUCUAUAACGAGUAUUGUGAGCAAUGUAGCUCAGGUAGAAACGGAGGAACUUGAAGCCGCAGAGGAAGAAGGUGGGGCAAUAAGUAAAUUUGUCCAGGCUUUUGAGGAACAAAUCAAUCGUGUGGAGGUUGCCGAUGGCGGGUUGCUCAACAUUCAGCAGCCAAGUGUAGCCGUAAAGGAUAUCCAUAGACAGGAGGAUUCAUUUAUCAAGGCAUACAACAUCCUGACUUACAUUGGAUGCUGUAUUUCUAUCUUCAGUCUUCUUGUCACAUUGGCAACCUACCUGUGGAACAAGGAUUUGGGUUUGAGGACCAAACAGACUAGUCAGAUCUUCAUCUGUCUGUGCCUGACCUUGCUGUGUCUCUACACAACAUUUGUCGUCAUGAUCUCUCUGGAUUCUAUCAGAGAUUAUCGUGAGGUCCGGGCUGGACCCUGUGGGUUACUGACGGCUCUAGUUCACUACUUUGUUUUGUCUUCCAUUGCAUGGAUGGGUGUGGAAGGGUACAGUACCUACCUCAUGAUUGUGAAGAUCUUUAACACCUACAUCCAGAAUUUCAUGAUCAAGGCUUUCUUCGCUGCGUGGGGAAUUCCUGCACUUAUCGUGGUUCUUACUGGAGCUAUUGCUAGAGACUCUUACGCCCAUGAUGACCUGUAA